This is a messenger RNA of Pocillopora verrucosa, 2332 nucleotides long. RefSeq lists its product as uncharacterized. NCBI's taxonomy places the organism in Eukaryota, Metazoa, Cnidaria, Anthozoa, Scleractinia, Pocilloporidae. The record is from RefSeq and is a predicted model, not a curated record.
CGCCAAAUUACCGCUAGCUGCAUAUGACCUCUUCCUAAAUCCUCUUUGAAUUUUAUGGUAUUGGAGUGACUUCUGAGGCAGUGUCGAGAAGUGUUACCACAAAGCAAAACAGUGGAGAUCGAUGUUUAACAGAGAGGUGCACAUGGCUUUUCCAUUGAAGUUUACUGUUCUCUUUGUCAUCAAAUUCUGCAUUUUUAGUAUUGUGGAAUGUGCUAACAACAGAAAUAAUGUUAUCAGGCAUUGCAUCGAUAAACAGCCAUGUAUUGGGACUUAUAGAGACAUAUAUAAUGCUUUGGCUUCGGGGGAGAACAGCUAUAACAUUCGAGCAGCAUUGUAUCCAGUAAAGAAGCCUUCUUCUGUACUUGUCUUUGUGAAUGUGUAUGGACCUAAUGGAACACAGAGUCCUAGAUCAAAUGCAGUCAAGUACACUUGGAGUACAAAUUGCCUAUUUGUUGCUUUACCUACAGCUGUCCUGCAGGGCAUGUCUCUUGGCUCAAUAUUAGUGGAUCCUCGCACAGGGCAUCUAGAUAUCACUCUACCAUCCUUUUGCUGUAGAGUUUGUGAGAGCAAUAGAGAAAAGAUGAUUGAGGAUGUUAUAGCUGAGCUCCAAGACUUGGCAGUGAGUCCAGCAAUACCAGAUCCAAGGCUGAACACAGCUGAAUGUGUCAUUAAGGAUCAUGACCCAAGAGAACUGGAUACAGGACACAGUAAUUUGAUAUAUUCAAUGUUAUUCUGCUCUUUUAUAUCUGUCAUGCUACUUGGUCCAUUACUAGCCCAUUUUAUCUUGGAGUUUUUGAAGAAUUAUCCUGAAAAAACCAACAGUUUUUGUUUUUGGAAGGAAAAGCCUAUAGUUCAUGCAGCAGAUUCAACUGUUUUUGUUAUGCUGAUAAUUGAAAUUCCAUUUAUUAUCUACACUUUUGCUAAAAGUUACAAAACAGAGCUUCCUAUGAUAUUUAUAAUAGUAUUUAUAGGAAUAAUCACUACUGAGGGUCCUGUAAUUGUCUUAAUUUUAAAAUGGAAGAAGUAUAACCGAGGUAAACCAGGUAUUAACCAGGACACUAAGGGAGACAGCAGUGGUAACCAGGACACUGAGGGAGGUAGCAGUGGCAACCAGGACACUGAGGGAGGCAGUGGUGGUAGCCAGGAUACUGAAGGAGGCAGCAGUGGUAACCAGGACACUGAGGGAGGCAGCAGUGGUGACCAGGACAUUGAGGGAGGCAGCAGUGUUGACCAGGGAGGCAAUGGGGGUAACCAGGGCCAUCAGGAAGGCAAUGGGGGUAUCCAGGGAACUCAGGGUAGAAACCAAGAUACCAUGAAAAGGAACAAAGGAGUUUUCUGCAGUUCAAUCUAUUACAUAUGGGUAAAUUUACUCCUAUACCAUUUUUCCUGGCUGCUUAUAGGCAUAAUGAUAACCCCAACAUGGGGGUUAACUGUUUUUUUGAUAAUCUUGGUAUUUUUCAUCAGCUCUUUUUCUCUGCUGUGGCAUCUUUUUUUGUGUGCAAGUUCUCAAGCAUUUAUAUUCUCUGGGGUUUGUUUCUUUGGCUUUUGUUGUGCUGCUGUUGUUCCAGUUUUAGCAGGGCACUCAUUUUAUGGAAGGGAAACAGCAGAUGAAAUUAUAAAGGUGGCGCUUUUGUAUAUUAUCACUUGCUUGGUUCCCAAGAUACUAAAAUUUUAUGGAUCACUAACCUCCAACCAAGGUGAACCUCCAAAUCGUGCCUCUUCCACUAUCUCUGCCUCGGGGCGCACCACUAACAAGGAUGAGUCUACUGUGCCAAAUGCUCGAACUACCAAGAAUCCUUUUAUUUCGAGAAAAGCUAACGAUGGGUUUGAGCUCCAAAAACUAGGAACACGAGAAGAAGAGCGAGGACGUUUGCUCACGAACACUUAAGGAUAGACCCCUCGAGCAUUAUCGCCUCCGCUGUUAUUUGGAAAAUGAGUCCUCCUUCCUUAGGAGGUUGAAGACUGAACCCAAGAUAACAACAGAAAUCAAACUCAGGAUAGACUGAACUUUAACCGUACAUACAUAUCUUACAACAAAAGCAGCUUUCUUUCCUCAGCGGACUGCUAGCAAACUUAGCUUAGGUUGACUAUACUGCUAAUGAGAGUAAUUUGAAAGUUAUAAAUUAGGCAAAACGAAGACUUAUGAUUGCUAAAAGCAAAUCUUUAAUGCUGAAUAUAUCAGUUGGUAUAACUUGAGCCUACUGUAAGCUACUUAGGCUAAGAACUUGGUAGGCUAGUUGUUGGUUAUAAACUGUGAAAGUAACGACAUUUUAUACAGCUAUCUAAGUAAGCUGCUAAGUGAUAUAAAAGGUGAACUAUGACAAAUUAUAAC